CCUCAUGAAACAAAAGAUACUCGCUCUGUUUCCGGUUUUACGAUGACGUUUUUUUGCACACGGUCUGGUUGAGGUGCUUGUGGUGUUGUGUGCAGAAUCGCCGUCUAGAACGCGCUUACUUUCGAGCGUGGUGCGCGUGUGGACUCCCGGAUGCCAGUAUGAUUGACUGGUGGCCACGCCUCUUUCCAGUGGUGUCACUGACAUUACUGUGGGCGUGUUUAGUGGGGGCAGGUUCAGACUGCACAUCUAUGCCCAUUGAGACUGAUGGUCGAGUAGCAGAACAGGCACAGCAGCGCCACCUACAUGCUCUGUUUGACAAGUAUGGCCAGAACGGGAGCAUCUCUUUAGAAGGCCUGUUCAACCUACUAAAGGGGGUGGGGCUAGACCGCAUCCGGAAAGUGAUGGUGCAUCAUCAUGAAAACGAACAUAAUCAUACACACUCGCAUGCUCAUGAGCACGCUCAUGUGGACAAACUCACCACACACACACAUCCUGUCACCAAGAAGGGGAGUAUUGAUCAUAUUGUGGAGAAGACUGACCCCAUCCCAAAAGUGCAGCCUGAUCCUGCCUCUGGGAAGAAAAGCCAGUCGGAUGCUCACCACAAUCUCUACAUGAAGAUGAAUCAGGAACCGACCACACAUUUGACUACGCCGUCCUACGUCACAAAAUCACGGCGGACGAAUCGUAGCGCUGACUACGAUUUAACGCAAGACCACGACUCCUAUAACCACGCCCAGCUCAAUUUAACACACUCUAACCACACCCACCAUCCUGAGGACACAGCCACACAUGUGCACGAUGACCAUGAGCAUGAACACAGCCAUACCAGUCUAGAGUGUCAAAAUGCCUCCACAAUCCUGCAGUCACAUGGCAUGACAAAGGAAAUGGGUCUCUCUGUCAAGGACUUCAGUUACCUGUGCCCUGCCCUUCUCAUGCAGAUUGAUUCCAAGUCUUGCCUCGUGCACAAGGAUGACCAUCCAGAUCAUUCCCAUCAUCACCACAACCACCAUCAUCAUCAUCACCACCAUCAUUCGCAUAAUCACACCGAUGGCAGAAGCCCAAGGAAUGCUUCAAUUAGCAUUGCAUGGGUAGGAGGGUUUCUCUCCAUCACUUUGAUCAGUUUACUGGCAUUAGUUGGUGUGGUUUUGAUCCCACUCAUGAACAGAGUUUGCUUCAACUUCCUGCUGAGCUUCCUGGUGGCCCUUGCAGUGGGAACUCUCAGCGGAGACGCUUUCCUUCACCUCAUACCACAUUCUCUGGGUCAUCACCAGCAUAGCCACUCGGAGCACCAUCACCACGGUGAAGAGAUGGAAGAGGAUUCCCUUCGGCCUGUGUGGACAGGGCUCACAGCUCUGAGUGGAGUCUACAUCAUGUUUCUCAUUGAACACUUUCUGACCCUCGGCAAAAUGUACAAAGACAAAAAACAGAAGGUGCAGAAGAGGGUUGAUCUCACCACAGAAGUUUUGGAAUCUGAGAAAAUGCCAUCAUUACAAGAAAAUGUCAAAACACUUGAUUCUGUUGAAACGAAUGGUGGAAGUGCAUGUGGGCGUGGCGUGGCUGAGGAAGAAGAGGUGAUGUUGGGGGCGGAGCUCUACUCCGACUUGGACUGUGAGAACAAAUGCCACUCCCACUUCCAUGACACUGUUGGCCAGUCAGAUGAGCAGCAUCAUCAUCACCAUGACUACCACCACAUACUGCAUCACCACCACUCCCAGAACCACCACCCACACACACACUCACACAGACACACACACUCCUAUUCACUACAGCACUUCCAGCAGGCCGGCGUGGCCACACUCGCCUGGAUGGUCAUCAUGGGAGACGGACUUCACAACUUCAGUGACGGACUUGCCAUAGGGGCGGCAUUCACUGAAGGUUUGUCCAGCGGUCUGAGUACGUCAGUUGCUGUGUUCUGCCACGAGCUUCCUCAUGAGCUGGGAGAUUUUGCAGUCUUGCUAAAGGCGGGUAUGUCAGUACGACAGGCCAUUUUAUACAAUCUGUUGUCAGCCCUGAUGGGAUAUCUGGGCAUGAUCACAGGCAUUCUGAUCGGACAUUAUGCCGAGAAUGUUGCCAUGUGGAUCUUUGCUCUCACGGCUGGGUUAUUCAUGUACGUCGCUCUCGUGGACAUGGUACCUGAGAUGUUACACAAUGAUGCUAGUGAAGCAGGCUUCAGUCACUAUGGCUUCUUCCUCCUGCAGAAUGCUGGGAUACUCCUGGGCUUUGGCAUCAUGCUUGUCAUCGCUGUUUUUGAGCACAAGAUACAACUUGACAUUGGCUUCUGACCUAUGCAAUAAUAAUCUAAAGAAUGUCACUCCACAAAAACAUCUGCUAACAUUUUCUCUUUGACCGAUGACCCUCAAUCUUGCUUACCUGGUGUCCACCUGUUGAAAUGCCUGAGAUAUAAUUUAGUCUGUGGAAAAGUGGCAUCUUAAUAUGCAAGAAUAAUUGUCAUCAUCUUUGUUGCUUGUGGGAGAAAAAAAAUAAGUGUUGACUGUUACAAUUUCAGUAUAAAAGAGAAACUUGAGCCACAUUGAGAAUGUGGAGAUUUUUUUUAUUUGUUUGUUACACAGUGUUGUUCAGUAGCUGUUGAAGUGAAUUGCAUUGUUUAUUUUGCACAUGCUGUACCUCCAACAUUCCAGUAAAGUAUUAAGUGUCCCAUGA
Rhinichthys klamathensis goyatoka is the source of this 2661-nucleotide messenger RNA. It is a transcript of the gene slc39a6, whose product is annotated as solute carrier family 39 member 6. Gene Ontology annotation, biological process: intracellular zinc ion homeostasis; zinc ion import across plasma membrane. The transcript has 11 exons. Gene Ontology annotation, molecular function: zinc ion transmembrane transporter activity. Lineage: Eukaryota; Metazoa; Chordata; Actinopteri; Cypriniformes; Leuciscidae. Bases 159 to 2282 code for a protein of 707 amino acids. The record is from RefSeq and is a predicted model, not a curated record. Gene Ontology annotation, cellular component: membrane.